UGGACGUGAACACGACGAGGAAGAUGCUGGCGCAGUUGCUUGCAUCCUUUGGUGUGCUGGUGGUUUUCGUUCGGAUAUCGUUCUCCACUGAAGAUGUGCCGAUAGGUGGGAUCUUUGACCGCAGUUCUGUCCAGGCUAUGACGGCCUUCCGUCACGAGGUGCAGGUCUUCAACAGCGAGUAUGUCCGGCACUACAGCUACCACAUGAGAAACGAGACAGUUGUCUUGGACGUCUCGGACAGUUUCGCCGUCAGCAAUGCACUGUGUCAACAUUUAUCUAAAGGUGUCCUGGCCAUAUUCGGUGUGUCCAGAGCCUCCUCCCUGGCCACUAUCCAGUCCUACACGGACACAUUUAACGUGCCUUUUGUGACGAUCAGCCUAGCUCACAACAACAGCAACAGGGGCGCCUACCAGAUCUACAUGAAGCCCUUGGCCAUCAACGCCCUCGUGGACGUCAUCUUUCACUACAAGUGGGAUAAGGUGGAUGUGUACUACGACUCGGAUGAAGGUCUAGUCCGGCUCCAGCAGCUGUUCCAGGUGUGCAGCAAGUACGAGCCCAUGUCCGUCACCAUAGACGCCAAACGGAUCACGACGGCAGACGAGUGCUACAGGAGUCUACGUGACCAGCACCUCUCUGAUGUCGAGAUGGACAUACGGGUCCUACUGGACAUGACGACCGAGAAGGCGGAGCAAAUCAUUCUACACGUGAUGAACGACACAAACGUCAAUAACGGGAAGUUCCAUUUCCUACUCGGUGAUUUGAGCAUGCUAGAGAUGAACCUGAGCCACUUUAAAAUUGGAGGUGUCAACAUCACCGGCUUCCAACUUGUGGACGCCAACAACUCGACUGCUGAUAUUUUUCUGUCCAAGUGGUCAAAUCUUGACCCUCUAGCCUGGCCUGGGGCGGGGAGCAGGAACAUCAACUAUGAGGCUGCGCUGGCCGCUGAUUCUGUCCGGCUGUUCCGGAGAGCGCUGGCCUCUAUUUUGAACCGUGAGCCCAACUUCUUACGUCACAGCCGGCAGCCAGGCGUAGGCAAGCCGGUCAAGUGCACGGACGACUCAGAGGUCAGGACUGCCCACGGGAAUAUUGUCCUGGAGGAGAUGAAGAAGACAAAAUUUGAAGGAAUCACUGGCCAUGUUGCAUUUAAUGAACACGGGCAAAGAAAAGAUUUUACUCUAGACGUGUACAACAUCGCUAUGACAAGAGGGACAGCUAAGAUAGGUUAUUGGAGCGAAAGAGAGGGAAAGUUUCAAGUGCAGUUACCUCGCUUGUAUCGGGGUCACGAGAAUAGUCAUGUGAACAGAACACGGAUCAUCACAACAAUACAGAAAGACCCGUACGUCAUGUUUAAGAAUGGAGUUCAAGACGGCACCCCGUUCAUUGCUGUUGAGAAACUUGAAGGAUUUUGCAUCGAUCUAACAAUAGCCGUCGCCAAAGAGAUCAAUUUUGAUUACGUCAUAAAGUUCGUCAAGGACAGCAACUACGGCACCUUGUUGAAAAACGGAACUUGGGACGGCAUCGUUGGGGAGCUGAUAAGACAUGAAGCGGACAUGGCCAUAGCGCCGUUCACGAUCACGGCCGAUCGAUCGCGAGUGAUCGAUUUCACCAAACCGUUCAUGAGUAUGGGCAUCUCGAUCAUGAUCAAAAGACCCCAGCCCCCGGGCAAACAUUUUUUCUCCUUCAUGGAGCCGCUGUCGUCAGAGAUCUGGAUGUGUAUCGUCUUCGCUUACAUUGGUGUCAGUGUGGUGCUCUUUCUGGUCAGUAGGUUCAGCCCCAACGAGUGGCACUCACCCACCGUCCAGCCCUCGGUCAUCAACGAUUUCUCCAUCUCCAACUCGCUCUGGUUCUCUUUGGGUGCUUUCAUGCAGCAGGGAUGUGAUAUAUCACCCAGGUCCAUCUCUGGGCGGAUCGUGGGGUCCGUCUGGUGGUUCUUCACCCUCAUCAUCAUCUCCUCCUACACCGCCAACCUGGCCGCCUUCCUCACCGUCGAGCGGAUGUUGACGCCCAUAGAUUCAGCCGAGGACCUGGCCAGGCAAACCGAGAUACAGUACGGGACAAUCGUGUCCGGGAGCACUAAGGCAUUUUUCAUGAAAUCUCAGUUCCAGACCUACCAACGUAUGUGGGCCUACAUGACGUCAGCGGUCCCGUCCGUCUUUGUCCAGACCCACGAGGACGGCAUCCGGCGCGUGCGGUCGUCCAACGGGAAAUACGCAUACCUGACCGAGUCCUCCACCAUCGAUUACGUCAGCAACCGGAAGCCAUGUGACACGCUGAAAGUCGGGAACAACUUGAAUUCUGACGGGUUUGGGAUCGCCACACCUGUGGGGUCAGAUCUCAGGGAAAGGCUCAAUUUCGCGGUUCUAAAGUUCCGUGAAAACGGGGCCCUGGCCAAGUGGGAGAAGUUCUGGUUUGACAAGGGUGAAUGCCCUCAGUACAGCUCCAAGUCGGAUAGUGCUCAAAGUGCCUUGACCUUGGCCAACGUGGCGGGUAUCUUCUACAUUCUGAUUGGCGGGCUCGUCAUCGCCGUCAUUUCCGCCGCCAUCGAGUUCGUCUACAAGUCUAAGAUGGACGCUCACAAGUCGAGGAUGUCUUUCGGCUCAGCUUUAAAGUCCAAAGCGAGGCUGUCCUUCAAAGGUCAUAUAGACACGGAACCAAGGUCAAUGAACGGUACCAGGAGACGAUCUCAUACGUCAUCAACGUACACCUACUCAGGGCCCUCCAACGUCGUCGGUGCCAGCCACGCUUUUGAAGACACGAACACACACACAGAGGUGUGA
Messenger RNA from Physella acuta, 2777 nucleotides. RefSeq names its product glutamate receptor. Gene Ontology annotation, biological process: monoatomic ion transport. The record is from RefSeq and is a predicted model, not a curated record. Lineage: Eukaryota; Metazoa; Mollusca; Gastropoda; Physidae. Gene Ontology annotation, cellular component: membrane. Gene Ontology annotation, molecular function: signaling receptor activity; ligand-gated monoatomic ion channel activity.